GGGUGUUCCAGAACUACCGGUAGUUUUUUUUUUCGAAGGGGUGCAAUCCUUUUUUUAAUGGGGUUUAUAAACACACACACACACACACACUGCAUACCUUUGUCUUCUGUCUCCUUUCUGUUUUGAGUAGAUAUGAUUGUUGUACUAUUCAUUCUUAAAAAAAAAAAAAAAAAAAAAAAAAAAUUAAAUAAAAGUAAUUUUUUCUGUUUUUGGAAUAAAAUGAAAAGGAAGUGUCUUUCGUAUGUGUGGACCUCCUUGUUGAAAGUGUCAACCAGAGCACAUUUUAUCGAACGGAUGAGGCAAACGCUAACUGCUGCUCUCUCUGUCCCAGCGGGACCUUCAUGCACCCCUGCCUCACUGAAGCAGCUCAGCAGUGACCCCUUUUGGUACUUUUUUAAGGAAACUUCUUGCAUCUUGUGUUGCACCCCUGAGGCGACACAACCCAAACCUGUUCUCCUUUGGAAAGUUUGAUGCAGGAGGAUCUUAUAGAAUGCACAAGGAAGCCAGAAAGACAAGAAAGCUGUGUGUUGACUUCACUUAAGUCUUUUAACGAGGCGUCCAAAGUAAGAAGUCUGGAAAACAAUACUGGCAUGAAGUGGAGCGGGUCUGUCCUUGUCCUCCUUGCUGGCGUGGGUGCACUGUCGUCGUUCGUGGGCCCUCCACGCCAGUACCACUACACCAAAGAUGCCGUCAAUUGGCAUGAGGCGCAGUCACUGUGCCGCGACUUCCACGGAGACUUGGCCACGGUGAACAACGCCGAGCAAGCAGAGAGACUGGUGGCGGUCUCGCACCACUCCAUUGGCGGCCUCGGCGGCAAGGCCUGGAUCGGGCUGAGGGGCUACCUCACUGAGUGGAUUUGGUCCAAUCCUUUUGACGGCUACCUGUUGCCCAGCUUGUACAGCAACUGGAGAACGGGACAGCCGGACAACUUCAAUGGGAACCAGUUGUGCGUGAUGAUGGACGUCAACGGCCUUUGGGACGACUCCUCCUGCGCCGAGUCGCUGUCAUUUGUCUGCUACAAUGACGAGGCCAAGGAAGAUGACAUUGAGAGGUUUAUCCUAAUGGAAGAGCGUCUCAAUUGGACGGAAGCUCAGAACCAUUGCCGAAUUUUUUACACGGAUCUACCCACCAUCUUUGGUGAGACGGACAAUGACCAAAUAAGAGAAGUUGCCAGAGGAGAAGAGGUCUGGAUCGGCCUCAGCAGGACCCGGUUUUGGUCUGAUGGGAGCUACUCCCCCUUCCGCUUGUGGGCUGAGGGACAGCCCGAUAACGCCGAUGGGGUUCAGCAAUGCACGGCAGUGGAUCUCAGUACAGAGGACGGCCUUUGGUCGGAUGAAAACUGUGACAUGGAUCUGCCGUAUGUGUGCCUCACAGACAACGCUCACGUGGUCGACCUCCAGGUGAAGCUGAACUCCGCCCUGGAACUGACCGAGGAAGACCUUGCGGUGCUGGUGGAAACCGAUUUUUUCACCGCGUUGCUCCGAAUGGGACUUCCUGAAAACAUCAAGGUCCGUCUGAACAGGGUCAUCAAACCGGAUCCCAAUUUUCUAAUAGCAUAAUGAUUAAUGGAUGCAUGACACCAUUCAUUUGUGAAAUUACUUUCUUGCAAAUAAAAAACUGCUUGGAUGUGAAUGGAAGGGCUUGUUCUUUGUUAGUUGGGAUCAUUUACUUUUGAUCUCAAAAUGUAUUAAACAUUGUAGUUGUGAUAACAA
Messenger RNA from Entelurus aequoreus (snake pipefish), 1712 nucleotides. Its product is annotated as C-type mannose receptor 2-like. Lineage: Eukaryota; Metazoa; Chordata; Actinopteri; Syngnathiformes; Syngnathidae. The coding region runs from base 471 to 1559 and encodes 362 amino acids. The transcript has 7 exons. The record is from RefSeq and is a predicted model, not a curated record.